AUGGAAGCUGCCGGUUAUAAAUACAAUGUCACCGCAAAGAUGGCCGCUCUAAGCUCACGACCAGGCUUCAAAUGCCCUGCAUGUUUGCAUCAUUUGCCGUACAUCUACGUGGAUGAAAACGAUCCGAUGCAGUUGACGAACGAGAUUUAUACACAAGUAUUCUGGGAUGAGAAUGAAACCUAUGCAUCUGCAUGGACUCUGCACACCAAAAUCUUUUCUCGCCAAUGCACUUAUAUUUUCAGUGGCUACAAAGAACCAGAAGAAGCUGAUUACCGCGAACUGGAUGGCCCGUCAUUUUGUCAAGAGAUCAACCAAGCCGCAUACGACCUCGUCCUUGAAUCCUUAGAGGGUACAAGAGCCUUGGAAAGAUUCUACGAAAAUGGCGUCCCAAUGCAAAUGAUGGAGGACAACGUGGUUAUUGCAGGACCAAGUUGGCUCGAGUUUGGGCUUGAAUACAAUGAAAGAAUCGUUGAUGGAAAAGUUGACGCGCUGGAGAUUGUUGCUAGAUCGCUGAAGACUCCAUACGAAUUCCCUUAUUUCCCUAAGGCGCCUGAUCCACGAUGCUACCAUUACUGUCAUCUCCUUUCUCCCGCCAGAAUCGCGGAGUAUAUCUUUACUGACUCUCUUCGCUCACAACUCGGGGAAUAA
Molecule: messenger RNA, 648 nt
Organism: Oikopleura dioica
Lineage: Eukaryota; Metazoa; Chordata; Appendicularia; Copelata; Oikopleuridae
Source: the annotation of a GenBank genome assembly